CCCAAUAGGCACUCCGGCGUGUACUCACAUAACCAUCAACAACACCACCACCACCACCAGUAGCCAUUCCCAUAUCUGUCACUUCUUCUCCAUCACACAUCUGCUUCGCCAGUCCCAUGAUCAACUCUGUGCCCUACUCUGGUUCGGUGGAGGAUUGCAACAGAUUCCUUUCACAAUGUUCGCUAGCCUUGGAGAUGCAGCAGCACAGAUUCCCCUCUGACAGGUCUAAAACUGCAUUUAUUAUUACUCCGUUAACAGGUUGAAAGUUACAAUGGGCAGAAUCUAUUUGGACCCAAAAUGGACAUGUCACUCUAAGGGUCCUUUUUCCAAACAAAAUAGAAGAUACAUUAGUGGGUGAGAAAUUAUAUCUUUUACGACAAGAAAACUAUUCUGUUCAAAGUUACUCUCUUCAUUUCUGCACACUAGCAACCCCCAAUGGCUAGAAUGAACACUCCCUUGUUAACCACCUAUUGACUAGGCUUGGAAUUCCAGUUACGUUUACAUUUCUCUGCACACAAUGAUACCAUUGAACUAAAACAAUUAAUCAAAUUCUUCACGACUACAUAGAGGUUUCAUGGAGUAUCACAACCCUCCAGAUUCUCAACAUGAACCCAUCCAGGUGGAUACCACCUGACUAUCCUCAGCUGAAUGUCGACAUCGGUUGACCCAGAAUUUAUACAUAUACUGUAGAGAAAAUGGACACGUAAUCAAGACAUGUCCCAUCCAUCCUCCACAACCUGCGAUGAGUGUGGUUUCUACUGCUCCAAUGAUUCCUAGGUAUUACCAAUUUCUAUAGAAAUUUAAUUCUUCAUUACAGUUUCAUCACCUCUUUGUUGACAGAUCUACUAAAAGAUAAGCCCAAGUCUCUGAAAACCCUUUCAUUCUGGAGGUAGAUGCCUCCAAUUCUGGAGUGGGAGCUCUACUUUUCCAGCAGCUGGGGACCCAUCCAUGACUUCAUCUACGAGCCUUAUACUCCGAGAAACUCACCCCGGCGGAGCAGAACUACAACAUUAAAAAUUGUGAGUUACUGGCCAUCAAAGCAGCACUGGAAGAAUGGAGACACUGGUUGGAAGAAGCAAAACAUCAGUUUCUUAUAUAUAUGAAUCAUCGUCUCAACAAGCUAAAAGUCUCAACCCCAGGCAGGCCAGUGGGUUUUACUCUUCACCAGAUUUGACCUCCUGUCACUGUCAAGCUGACACUCUCUCUAGAAUCCAUACUCUUGAAGAUGCUGAACCUGUUUUCCCAGGUAAGAUAAUCAGCCUAAUCCAGAAGGCCCUGGAGAAAGAGAUCAGAAAUAACAGUAACUCCAAUCCAGCUCCACCGGGGUGUCCACCCAACCUUUUCUACAUUCUACACAGUCAAAUAUUAACCCACAUAUCAAACCGUCUCACUGCUAAAAGAUCGCUUCUGGUAGCCUGGAAUGGGCACUGACAUCAGAAGGUACGUGAGAGAAUGUCGGGAACGUGCAAUGUCCAAAGCUCCUUGUCAUCUUCCACCUUGUAAGCUCUUUUCCUCUUGUCAUUCCUUGGCAUCUCUAGUCAGACCUAGAUGUUGAAUUGGCACCAGAUUUGCCACCAUCUGAUGGAAUCUCCUGUAUCUUUGUGGCAGUAGACCGAUUCGAAAUCUUGUUCAACCAUGUGUUUCAAAACCACGCCAUUCCUGAGGAUAUUGCAUCCGAUUGAGGUCCCCAGUUCAUCUCCCAUGUUUGGAGAGCUUUUUUCUCUCUCCUAAGUAUGACAAUCAGUUGAUCUUCUGGUUACUAUCCUGAGAGCAAUGAACAAACAGAGAAAAAAAUCCAGGACACAGGCAGAAAUCUGUACCUUGUGCCAUGACCACCAGAACAUCUGGAAUUAAUUCCUUGCGUCUGCUAACUUCCUCCAUCAACUUUCCACAGAGAUCACUCCUUUUCUGUGCAUAGUCAGCUACCAACCACCUCUGUUCCCCUGGUCUGGGGAACCUUUGGACAUUCCAUCUAUCCAUCACUGGUUGAGGGAGAGUAAGAGUGUGCAGUAAGGCGUCAUACUAUUCAGACGAAUGUUUGGAGAGCCCCAACUCCAACUUACCAUCCAGAACAGAAAGUAUGGCUCUCCACCAAGGACAUUGGUCUUAGACUACCCUGCAAGAAGCCAGGUCCCAGAUUCAUUCAAUCUUACCACACAAACUUAAUAAAGCUAAGAUAAAGUGUAAAUCUUGAAUACAGUUAAAACAAAUAUAUGUCAAACAUGAAAUGCUUCUAUUGCUGUCAGGAUAUCACAAAAGUCUUACUCACAAUGCAAGACAAAAACUUCCUCCUCUCCAUCUCUCUUUGUUUUGAUCGUGAAGUUUGAUCUUUGAUCCGUCAAAGCAGAAUUCCCUUCACUGCCAUGCAACCCACACUUUUGGAACCACUGCUCUAGAGUAGAAGUGGAAAUUACUCUUUCACAACGUUCAAAUAUAAAUGUUUAUUUAUUUAUUUAUUUAUUUUUUUUUAACAGGCAGAUCAUGUAUGCAGUUGUGAUUUUGCAAGACUCAGAUGAGGUGAUGGUGGUGUCAUCAAACUGGUUGAGUCAUGAUAGAAAGCUAUGCCACUGGCCUCCAUUUAAAUCCACAGAGAAGUGUAUUGAAGCUGUUCAGAACAGACAUAAGCCUGAAACAGGAGGGAAACCAUGGGAGAAACUAAAUGUUAGCUUUCACAGCGAAUAUGUCACAUUUGAUAAGGCAAAAGAGGUGGAAAAAGAAGUAAGGGAACAGAAGGAACGAUCUUAUCUAUUAGCCACCGGAUUCUCUGGAAUAAAGAGACAAAGACUUGAAAACUUUAAAGGAAUUUCAAAUAAUCAGCUUCAAUCAUUUGCUCCAGAGACAUCUACACCUAUAUUUAGAAUGUCAACUGAUGAGAAAGCUGAAAUCCUCGAAAUGCUGAGAGACAUCAAGAGCAUGGUUCAGCAAAACUCUACCAUGUUAAAUAAGCUAAUCAAAGAUAAUGCAGUUUCUGAAGCCCCCAGCAGUAGCAGCAUCGUGCCUCCUAAAGAGAUGAACAAAACUACAAACCUAAAAUUGCCUCUAAAAACAUUUGACGAUGUGGCCAGGAUUGAAAGAGAGCUCAACAAUGCAACAACACGCAAAUUAUAUGUAAAACAUCUGUCAGAACUUGGAGGUUUUGGGCCAAAAGAUGUUAUUAAGCACAUAAUGCAAAGUGUCCUAACAGAUGAUCUGGCAAAGGAGUUUAACUGGCAGGGCAGAGGAGAUAAAAAGGCCUUCUCUCAGCUUCUUUUAGCAGAUGUGAUCAGAGAUGCUGCAUUUAAACGAAGCAUCAUCAGGCUUGAAUGUGAAAUGGAAAUUAAAAAGUAUCUAAGUUACAAAGCUCAUCUAGUCGCUCGGAAGAGACCAAGACAAGAAGGCGGUCCUGUGGUUGAGAUCUCAGAUAGGAUUUCUCCCACACCCAUUGACGACGACGACGACAUUGAUUGGAGCAUUUUUAAUUGAGUUUUUUGAGUUGGUUAUGUAGAUAAAGUUACACAUUAGACAUCCAUUUCUGAGACGUGUGUUAUUUUGACAUUGCUUAAUGAAUUAUUAUGAUUUUAGGCAUUACUUUCGAAAUAUUAAAACAAACAAUAACAUGUUGCAAAUAGGCUUUUAAAUAUAUUUGUCAUGUGCAGUGUUUCAUUCAAUUUAAUGUUAUGAUUUUCAUUUAAAACAAACCAAAAUUACACUCAAAUACAGAGUCAAUUUGUUUUCUUGCAAACCAAGUUAUUGUAAUGUGUGACAGUACUGUACACAGCAUUGUUUAUGUAAGAGUCUAAAUUACCAUAUGCAUUUGUUUAUGCUUACAAAACAUGUAUUUUUCACCAAAGAAGGUUCAUACUGACUCCAAAGGCAGAUACUAAAGAGAUCAGGGCCUGGUGUGUGGACUUUGGGGAUUUUACAAUGUGGUCAAUUUUUGAUUGUUCAGUUUGAAUGUCUCAGUAUUUGAGCUUUGGUCACAUGGUCAAGAAAGAGACAAAAUAAUUGGUAAACUUUGCUCUGCACUUUUCAUGCUCUGUCUCUCCCCCACUCUCUCUCCCUCUUCCUGUUACUUUCUCUAUUAGGUAACUUUAUUUUUACAUUUAA
Molecule: messenger RNA, 4086 nt
Organism: Danio rerio (zebrafish)
Lineage: Eukaryota; Metazoa; Chordata; Actinopteri; Cypriniformes; Danionidae
Source: RefSeq, a predicted model, not a curated record